AUGUACACGCUUGUAGCAGCGGAUGAAUUAUAUUUCAAAAAUUUAGCUGCAACUUUACAACCUUGUGUGUCUUUGAUCAAAUUUGGUAACAUUGGACCAAAAGACUUCUUUAGAAAAGUAAAGCCUUUUAAGAAAAUCAUUGAUAAAGAUUUGUUUGAUGAGAUUUUGGAGUUUCAUCUAGUCGAGGAAUCGAAACAGAACUCAACUUUAUCACAAUUUAAAAGAAAAGGUGUUGACUCAAUACUAAUUACUUUACAACAUUUGGUACUAAUUUCUAAUUGGAUAGACAAUAAACAUAAUCACACCCAAAAUAAUCAUAACAGCAACAAUAAUAAAUUGUACACAUUAAAAGAUUUUCCCUACGAGCUCAAAUUAUUGUUGAGAGGUACGAGAGAUGGAUUCACACCAAAAAUAUUUCAUCAAAAAUGUGAUCUUAAAGGUCCAACAAUAACAGUGUUGAAAAUUAAAGGCACAAACGAAAUACUAUUUUGA
Entrophospora sp. SA101 is the source of this 492-nucleotide messenger RNA. The record is from the annotation of a GenBank genome assembly. NCBI's taxonomy places the organism in Eukaryota, Fungi, Glomeromycota, Glomeromycetes, Entrophosporales, Entrophosporaceae.